Molecule: messenger RNA, 3249 nt
Organism: Ananas comosus (pineapple)
Lineage: Eukaryota; Viridiplantae; Streptophyta; Magnoliopsida; Poales; Bromeliaceae
Product: pentatricopeptide repeat-containing protein At5g65570
Exons: 1
Coding region: 120-2276 (718 amino acids)
Biological process (GO): RNA modification
Molecular function (GO): zinc ion binding; RNA binding; protein binding
Source: RefSeq, a predicted model, not a curated record
CUUAAACAUCAACACUGUUUUCAACACAGCACCAAACAUAAAACUAUAUGAAGGUCCCUCUCUCCACUUGUUGCAAAGCACUUUUCUAGUGAUGGUAAACGAAGCAGCAACAAAGCGCCAUGGCCGCGUCGUCUCCCUUCAAAGGGAAACCCUUCUCUCUCCCCUCCUUCAACCUCCUCAAAACCCUAAAACCAACGUCUCCAUCGUCGUCGUCGUCCCCACGCGCCUUCCGCUUCUCCUCUGCCGACGCUUACGCCUCCCUCCUCCGCCGCGUCGCCAUGGAUGGGUCUGUACAAGAAGCGCGGCGCAUCCACCUCCACAUGAAGCGCUCCUCCUUCCCCUACCUCGCCCUCGGCAACAAGCUCGUGGACGCCUACCUCAAAUGCGGUGCCGUGGACGACGCCCGCGACGUGUUCGACGAAAUGCCGAAGCCGCACGUAGUGUCCUGGAACGGUAUGAUAUCGUCUUACUCGCGUCUCCGGAGGAGUAGAGACGCUGUGGCUUUGUAUAGGAGGAUGGGCCUUGAGGGUGUCGCCGCCGACGAGUUCACGUUCUCGAGCGUUUUCAGGGCGUUCGCCGAUUUGGGUCUUGUGAAAGAAGGCCGGGGAGCUCACGGGCACAUGGUGGUUUUGGGAUUGGAGGCUAAUAAUGCCUUCGUGGGUAGUGCAUUGGUCGAUAUGUAUGCUAAAUUUCGGAGAUUGAAGGAGGCUCGAGCUGUGUAUGAUAGUAUAAGCGAUAAAGAUGUCGUCUUGGCGACGGCGUUGAUCGUCGGAUACACCCAAAAUGGAGAAGAUGGUGCGGCGAUCAUGCUCUUUGCAGAUAUCAUCGGCGGCGGCAUUAAACCGAACGAGUUCACGUUCGCAAGCGUUCUGAUCGCGUGCGGGAACUUGAGGGAGUUGAUGAAAGGGAAAUCGAUUCACGGGGUUAUAGUUAAAUUGGGAUUGGAGUUUCGGAAUUCUUCGCAGACCUCGCUUCUUAGUAUGUAUUCAAAGUGCGGCCUCGUCGAUGACUCGCUGAAGGUCUUCGAACGAAUCGUGAACCCUAGUAUGGUAACGUGGACGGCUGUCAUCGGAUGUUUAGUAUGCAAUCGCAGAGAAGAGCAUGCUCUCUCGGUGCUUCGCGACAUGAUUCGUGGUUCAGUUGGUCUCAAUGCGUUCACUUUGUCGACGGCUCUUCGAGGGUGUUCAUCCCUCGCUUUGUUUGAGCAAGGGAAGCAAAUCCAUGCCUAUGCUACAAAAAUUGGAUUGGAUGGUAACCUUUAUGUCGGUGCAGCUCUAAUCGAUACGUACGGAAAAUGCGGACGCGUUAGGAUGGCUCGGUCAGUUUUCGAUGAUCUUCCGAGUCGUGAUUUGGUUUCGGUGAACACCAUGAUCAGUUCGUAUGCACAAAAUGGGCACAGCCUCGAAGCUCUUAGAAUGUUCGAUAGUAUGAAGGGCUUAGGGUUGGAACCGAAUGACGCAACUUUCAUCGGCGUUCUUUCCGCUUGUAGUAAUGCAGGACUAGUCGAAGAGGGUCGUCAACUAUUCUCUCUUCUCGGCAAUUCCUAUACGUUCGGACCAUCUCCUGAUCAUUAUGCACGCAUGGUUGACCUACUAGGGCGAGUGGGGAGAUUGGAAGAAGCCGAAGCACUGGUAAGUGAAGCUAAAACCCCAGAUAAAGUUUUGUGGCGGACGCUUCUAAGUGCGUGCAAACUACAUGGUAAAGUAGAUAUUGCAAAGAGGGCUGCGACAAAGGUACUUGAGCUCGACCCAGAAGACGAUGCGACUUACAUUCUUUUAUCGAACAUUUAUGCGUCUUCAGGGCAAUGGAACAAAGUCUUAAGCAUGAAAUGUAGAAUGAGGGGGAUGAAAGUGAAAAUAGAUCCGGCCAUGACAUGGGUUGAGGUGAAUAGAGAGAUGCAUACUUUCAUGGCAGGAGACAAGUCCCACCCGAAGGCGGCGGAAAUAUACGAGGAAUUGGAUGGAUUAAUUGGGAAAACCAAAGAGACAGGUUAUGCUCCAGAUACAAGGUAUGUGCUCCAAGAAUUGGAUGAGUUGGAGAAAGAAAGAUCCCUAUAUUACCACAGUGAGAAGCUGGCUAUUGCAUUUGCCCUACUGUGCAGCAAAAGGAAGGAGAUCGAAUGCAUCGCAAUUUUCAAAAAUCUUAGGGUUUGCGGCGAUUGCCAUUCCUGGAUAAAGCAUGUCACAAAGUCGGUAGGGAAGGAGAUUAUUGCUAGAGAUGCUAAGAGGUUUCACCAUUUCAAAGAUGGAAUAUGUUCCUGCGGGGACUACUGGUGAUUGCGAGAUUAAAUUUUAAAACCAUUAACUGGAUGUUGGGCCAAUUUUUUGUGGAACAUAUCUAUGCAACGAUACACCGUCUCAAGAUGACAAACUUUGGGUCCAUCCGUUGCCGAUGGCGAUAAAGCUGUUGGAUGACGAUAUAAGACAUUUUCAUUAAAACUACUGAAGCACAGACUCCCCGUUUUGCCAUGCUAUUCAUCAAAUGUGUUACUCUUCUAAGGUGGCAUGUCAGAAAAUUUAUACAGAGAAAUCACUGGGGAUCAGAAAACACCAUUUUGGGACCCGACCGAAUAAGCAACAGAGCCCUUAGCAUAGGCUGAUGAUGGAAACGAUUGAUUUCGAUCUGAUAGGCACAUUGGCACAUCGAAAAGCUUGGAAUAUAUUGAAGUAUACGACAGACGAGCAUCAAUCGAUGUUGUAAAGUUUGGAUGUUGGGAUGCUACGUUUUGCUCUAAUACUACGACUCAAAGUAAAACACUUUGAAUAGCUCUGAGCAUUAUUGAUACGAUUGCUUCACUAAGACACUGCGUUCUGUUCAUAAUAUCAAGUAGAAAACUGAACUACUAUAAGUAGCAGGAUUGGAGAAACUGAACUACUUUAAGUAGCAGGAUAGGAGAGAAGCAAUCGGUCGUCAUCAGAAAGAAUACAAACAAUAACUUCCGAAUGAACGAACAAAGUGAUUUUCCGCACACACAUUUAUGAUUAUAACUAACAAAAACAUGAAACGAAAACACAGAGAUGAAGCAAAGAAGAGACUCUUCGAAGAUAACAUAAGCAAAGACUGCCUUCACCGUAACCAUGAAUGUACAUGAGAAGCCACCCCUACUUACUUUCAACUUCUGCUGUAAACAACAAGUGAAGGGCAUGUUUGUAUGCCUUUAGUUGAGCACACGAAAGUUGCGACUCUCACAAAUUCGACUUUGCACCCGACCAGCGCCGUACAAGAACUCAGAGACUUCCUCUCAGCGCA